Molecule: messenger RNA, 687 nt
Organism: Aspergillus calidoustus
Lineage: Eukaryota; Fungi; Ascomycota; Eurotiomycetes; Eurotiales; Aspergillaceae
Source: the annotation of a GenBank genome assembly
AUGCGCCUCCUCGAAUCAUCCCUCCGCAUCAUCACAUCACCCCUCACCCGGUUCCCCGCCACCGCCGCCGGUCCUCAGCUCGUCCCUCACCCACCAGCUAUAAGAACAGUCCUCAAAUCCGCCCCAGCCAUCCCGUUCCUAAGCUCCUUCUUCAGUUCGAGUGCGAAAUCUGAUAAACAACGCGGAAUGGCCCCGCCCCCGGAUAACAGGAGUGAAGAUGAGUGGCGCGCUGUGUUGAGUCCUGGCAUGUUAACUCUCACGACAGGGCUGUUGGUCGCUCAAGUCCCGAAAUCCAAUGCUAACGAUGAUGUAGAACAAUUCCGCAUUCUCCGCCAAAAAGGAACCGAGCGGCCCGGUACAGGCGAAUACGACUCCCAUUACCCCUCCGAAGGCGUAUACGCCUGCGCUGGCUGCAGCGCACCCUUAUACAAGGCGACUCACAAGUUCAAAUCGGGCUGCGGAUGGCCGGCGUACUUUGAUUCCAUCCCCGGGGCGGUCGCGCGACAUGUGGAUAGCUCGUUUGGCAUGGAAAGGACGGAGAUUACCUGUACGAACUGCGGGGGGCACUUGGGGCAUGUCUUCAAGGGAGAGGGGUAUCCGACUCCGACGGACGAGCGGCAUUGUGUGAAUAGUAUCAGUUUGAAGUUUACGGAGGGAGAUGGAGAGAGCACGAAGGCCAAGGCUUGA